AAACAACCAACAAUGGCGCUUGUGACAGUGCAACGGUCGCCCAGUGUAACGGGCUCUUGCUCGAAUUCGGAUGGCGAGGCCGACGACGACGAGGGUAAUAGCAAUCAUAAAGGCGAACGGAGCGAAUGUUAUUUUGCUGGCAAGGGCACUGCGUUGGUGUUAGCCCUGGAAGACAAACCGUUGCAUGCGGAGCGACGCCUUAGCACAGACUCCACACGCUCCACAAACAGCACGCAGAGCAACAACUCCGACAUUCAACUGCAUUUGCAAUCAAUGUUCUAUUUGCUGCAUCGCGAAGACACCCUGAAAAUGGCUGUCAAACUGGAGUCGCAGCGUUCGAAUCGUACGCGCUACCUUGUGAUUGUGUCCCGUAGUUGUUGCCGGACGGCGGCCAGCAGCAACGAGCGACGCACUAAAAUCAUACGUCACAAUUCGGUUAAGUCGACGGCGACAACGGCGGCGGCGUCAAGCGCCACACACGCUCAGCAGUUGGCUGGUGGUACACCUGUUGCGCAACGGCAGCUAUCCGUGGAUAGCCAUCGGACGCAGCAGGCGGCUCAAGAGGAAACGGCAAAGCGUCUGUCGUCGCUCAAUGCGAAUCGUCAAAGCCUAAAAUGUGAUGUGGAUGGUAGUGGACGAAGAGAGGGGGAUGUAAGUGGAGGAGUAGGAGGAGGCACAGGUGGAGCCGGUGACAACAACAAGAAUACCUCGGGCAUGGAGGAAUCCUGCCUGCUGGGCAUCGAUUGCAACGAGCGAACGACCCUUGGUCUUGUUGUGCCCAUACUCGCAGACACCACAAUUCACUUGGAUGGUGACGGCGGCUUCAGUGUCGCUGUCUACGAAAAGACCCACAUAUUUAAGCCCGUAUCGGUGCAAGCGAUGUGGUCGGCGCUGCAAACGCUGCACAAAGUGUCUCGAAAGGCUCGUGAAAAUAAUUUCUAUCCCAGCGGCCCAUCGCAUGAUUGGUUAACCAGCUACGAAAGUCGCAUUGAGUCAGAUCAGUCGUGUCUAAACGAAUGGAAUGCCAUGGAUGCACUCGAGAGUCGUCGCCCGCCCUCACCAGAUGCCAUAAGAAACAAGCCAACCGCUAAGGAGGAAACUGAAAGUGUCAUUAAAAUGAAGCUCAAAGCGAUCAUGAUGUCGGUGGAUUUGGAUGAAGUGACCUCCAAGUAUAUACGUGGUCGUCUGGAAGAUCUCUUAGAUAUGGAUUUAGGCGAAUACAAAUCGUUUAUUGAUGCCGAAAUGUUGCUGAUUCUAGGUCAAAUGGAUGCGCCGACCAAAAUCUUUGAGCACGUCUACUUGGGCUCGGAAUGGAAUGCGAGCAAUCUGGAGGAGUUACAAAAGAAUGGUGUUCGACACAUUCUGAAUGUGACUCGCGAGAUUGACAACUUUUUUCCGGGCACCUUUGAGUACUUUAAUGUGCGCGUCUACGAUGAUGAGAAGACCAAUCUGCUCAAGUAUUGGGACGACACAUUUCGGUAUAUAUCGCGGGCCAAGGCCGAGGGUUCCAAGGUGCUGGUGCACUGCAAGAUGGGUGUAAGUCGAUCCGCUUCUGUUGUCAUUGCGUAUGCGAUGAAGGCAUACAAAUGGGAGUUCCAGCGUGCGCUGCAGCAUGUCAAGGAGCGCCGGAGUUGCAUUAAGCCCAACAAGAACUUUCUUAAUCAGUUGGAAACGUAUAGCGGUAUGCUGGAUGCGAUGAAGAACAAGGAGAAACUGCAGCGCAGCAAGAGUGAGACAAAUUUGAAGAGCACAAAGGAUGCACGUCUGCUCCCCGGGAGCGAACCAACGCCACUAAUCCAGGCGCUCAAUCACAACAAGUCCAAACUGAGUAGUAGUGGGAAAAGUGGUGCGGAGCAACAGGAGAGUGGCAGUAAUCGUGGCCAGUAUCGACGGAGCAGCGCACAAAAGCAACGCCGAUUGAUGCGACGCUCAAGUAGCACCUCACCGAAGACCCAAAGUGCCGUAGAGGUAACGAAACAGCAAAGCCAAUCCAUGGAGAACCUGACACCGGAACGCAGUGUGGCCGAGGAGCCAAAGAAUAUGCGCUUUCCGGGCAGCAAUGGCGAGAACUAUAGCGUCACCCAGAAUCAGGUGCUGCACAUACAGAAGCACACGCCGCUCUCGGUGCGGACGCGUGUCCAUGAUCUCGAGGCGCAUCAGGAGCCGCCGCGGCGCAGUCUGCACUUAGUGCAGGCGCCGGCACAAGGCACCGUGUGGACAUCGCAGUCCAAGUUGAUAACCCAAACAGCCUUUACGCCGACGACGACGCGACGGGAUUCCAGUUCAUCGGAAGUGUUUGCCACAAACCCAACGACGACGGCGACGACGACAACAGCAAAGGUGGAGGAGCGAGAGAAGCGACAGCGUCGCAAAACGCAAUCGUGGACGGAAUCGUUUGGUCCAAGCGGUGGCAUCAUACUCGACGCACUGCCUCAGCAACACGCGCACCUAGCGCCGAGUGCUGUUCUGCGAACGCGAGUUCCUGGACAACAGCGGGAGUUGCCGUCACGUCACGCGAGCUGGGGAUCGGGCGAUAAUCGGAGCAGCCUGCCAAUGCGCACCAGUUCCUGCAACUACUACGACAGCAAUCGCAAUACAACAGCCAUUUUCGAGGGUGAAAUCCAGGAUCUGAAGCGGAGCAGCAGCGGCAUCACAUCCACAACAAUGGCUAGCAAUUGCAAUCCAACCGAAUCCCAGUUGGGCACCGUGAAGCGCACCAAACAAAAGCUCGAGGAGAAUACAACGCUCAAAAAACGCUGCCAGGAGGCGAACGACGAACUAAACGUCAAUGAUGCAAGUGUGGAUGCUGAUAAUCUGGAUGCGACGACGGCGGUAGCGACAAUUGAGAAAAAGUGUGCCAAUCUAUAUCGGAGCGCGUCGUCCGCUGGCAAUGCGGCGCGCCAACGUCAACCGUUGCGCUGCAACAGCGAGGAACUGAUGCACACCAGCGACAUUGAGAACAAGAACACCGCGACGGAUUUGAUGUUGGUGUUGCGCACACAGAGUCAGGCUGUCGCCGAGGAUCAACGCAUAUCGGGGCAUGUGCAAAUACUCAAGCAAAACUUUGAAGCCAAAGCUGGUGUGGUGGUUGGCGGCGUGUUGUCGGGCAUGGGAGGAGCGGGCACAGGCACAGGUGUUGGAGCAGGACAAGGAGCAACAACAACUACAACUGGAACUGGAACUGCAACUGUUGCAACAGCAGCAGCGCCAGUGCAGAAGAAGGCGACACAUCAAUCGCUGCCCUCAUCACCCGUUGCACAGCAUGCGGAUCAUGUGUUGGUGGACAACAGCAGCAUCAAUGCUGCACCGUUGAUGACGACGACGACAAAAUCAUCAUCCAGCAACUCAUCCGCAUCCGACUCGAGCGUAAGCGAAACCUCUUGUGAUCGUAAUGUAAAAGGUCUAGUGCAUAAAUAUCAAACCACUUCCUGUAGUAACAAUCCCGCAACAAUAACGACAACAACAGCAGCAACACUGCCGCCGCCGCCGUCGUCGUCAUCGACACCACCCACCAAGAACACAACAACAACAACAGCAACAACCACCAAUAUCAAUAACAGCAACAACACAACAACAAUCAGUGUCACUAGCUUCCGUCAGCGACCUCAUUCCUAUUAUGAUCGUUCGCUGUCAAACAGAGCACACGAUUAUAGCGAGAAUCGUCCGCCGCCCGCACCCGCCCGUCACACCAAUCUUAACCAGCUCCAGCUCCAGCAUCAGCAGCAGCAACAACAACAACAAACGGAGCAAGUGCAGCAUCGUCGAUUGGCGCAGCAUGGCAAAACUCAUCCACUCACUAGGCUAAGUUUACCAAAGCAAAGCUUCAACACCGCUGCAUACAAUACCAUGUAAAGGAAAUGCUCUUUCUAUCUUUACUUACUACACCAACACACAUACAACACACACACUCACACUCACACACACGCUCAUAAUACAGUCGAACUUCUCGUAACUCGAAUUUUUCCUGUAACUCCAAACCAAAUUUUGUACAAUUUUUUUUCUCGAUAAUACGAACUCGAAAUCUCUAUAAAAACCAAUUUCUCCAUAACUCCAA
This is a messenger RNA of Drosophila grimshawi, 4054 nucleotides long. RefSeq names its product protein phosphatase Slingshot (gene ssh). Gene Ontology annotation, molecular function: actin binding; protein tyrosine/serine/threonine phosphatase activity. The coding region runs from base 13 to 3852 and encodes 1279 amino acids. The record is from RefSeq and is a predicted model, not a curated record. The transcript is spliced from 7 exons. Lineage: Eukaryota; Metazoa; Arthropoda; Insecta; Diptera; Drosophilidae. Gene Ontology annotation, biological process: protein dephosphorylation; negative regulation of actin filament polymerization; actin cytoskeleton organization. Gene Ontology annotation, cellular component: cytoplasm.